Molecule: messenger RNA, 1026 nt
Organism: Owenia fusiformis
Lineage: Eukaryota; Metazoa; Annelida; Polychaeta; Sabellida; Oweniidae
Source: the annotation of a GenBank genome assembly
UCCAACAUGGCUGCCCCCAUCAACAUGUUUUUGAAAUCAAAAUAAACUUAGUAUUUCUGAUAAUAUGGCGUGUAUGAAACUUCAAAAGCUACAAGGUUACUUAGAAGAUGUUGAUAUAUUUGAGAAUCCCAAAAUAUUACUAGAGCAAUACCACACAUCACCGGAAAUUGCAGCUCAGAUGAUAUAUCUCAUAGCAUUUAAUGAUGACAACAUACAAGACAAGUGUAUUGCUGACUUGGGCUGUGGAUGUGGCAUGUUGGGAAUAGCUGCUUGUAUGAUGGAAUGUGGGCAGUGUGUAGGGUUUGAUAUAGACGAAGAUGCGUUAGCCAUUUGUCGGUAUAAUCUGGAGGAGAAAGAGAUUGAGAACAUGGAGCUGGUACAGUGUGAUGUCACCAAGAUGGAGCUAGGGACAAAGUGGAAUGAGAAGUUUGAUACUGUAAUCAUGAAUCCACCUUUUGGAACUAAAAAGAAUGCAGGGCUAGAUUUGUUGUUCCUGAGACAAGCCAUUGCUAUGACAACUAGUACUGGUGCUGUAUAUUCCCUACAUAAGACUUCUACAAGAAAGCAUAUUGAAAAAGUUGUGAGAGAUAGUUGGGAACUGGACAUUACAGUUGUUGCAGAACUUCACUUCGAACUGCCAAAGAAAUAUAUGUGUCACAAGAAGGCCUCAGUAGAUAUUUAUGUGGAUUUGAUAAAAGUUACAAAACCAGAAAAGAAAAGAUCAAAAGAGAAAGUGACAAAAAAGCAUUUGAUGAGUAGCUGAUAUUAUUCAUAAUAAUUGCCAGUUUGGAGAUAUGAUGUGUUCAGUGUGUAUGCCAAUGAGUCCUACAUGUCCAGAGUGAUCUUGCAGACAAAUGUAAUUUACUCUAGAUCAAUGGAAAUGCAGUGUUCAAAGAUGCAAUAUUAGCACCCAGCAUACAUGUUUGGACUGUAAUUGAGAAUUGUGGUACUGUAGAUACACUUAUAGGAAUGAAGGUCUUUACUACUUCUUCAUUUCUGAAGACGCCAUUUUAAUUAGACAAUUUC